Messenger RNA from Nezara viridula (southern green stink bug), 258 nucleotides. The record is from the annotation of a GenBank genome assembly. Lineage: Eukaryota; Metazoa; Arthropoda; Insecta; Hemiptera; Pentatomidae.
AUGACUGUUUACCAAACGGAUCUAUUUAUGGUGGCAGGGUGGAUAAUAUCCUGCCGUCAGCGAGAAGGAAUAAAAUGGACGGCUACUCACGACGACGCAGCCCACACACACUCAAACGAAGACGGUAUGUUUAUACAGGUUCUGUUGAUCGUCCGAGUCAGGACAAGUUACUGCCCUGAAGAAGAUGAAGGAGGAUCAUUGAAGAUGAAGAUAAGAACAGAACGCGAAGGGCACCUGAUCCUUAUCGGACCCCUUUGA